AUGCGUAUUAGGAACAAGCCAAUCCGUGACCUGGCGUCCAUUAUCUGCACCGUCUACUACCUAAUCGCCGCCGAACAGGCUGACGAAAAGGUCCGCAAAGUGAGAGCCGUUCUUACCGUCGACCACCUCCGAGUCGCUUGGAACAAGCCUACCACGCCGUACCUAAGCUACUUUACCUCCCUCAUCAGACCUAAUUUCACCAAGUAUAAACCUAGAAGAAUCCGCAUCCCUCGCCCGAAAUCGUCGACGUACCGAGAACCCGUUGUUGCUUGGAUGUACUUUGAUGGACCACUGUCCGAGUUGGAAAAACAAGACAAACUCGUGCUCGAUGUUCCCGGUGGUGGCUUCGUGGCCAUGGAUCCUCGAGUAUCUGACGACAAGCUACUGGCAUGGGCUGGCAAGACAGGCUUGCCAAUUCUCAGUCUCGACUACCGCAAGGCCCCUGAGUACCCCUACCCGUACGCCUUGAACGAGUGCUUCGAUGUCUACACGCAAAUCGUCGCAACCAAGGGCAGGUGCAUUGGCAUGAAACCAGAUUCGUGUCCUCGCAUUGUCAUUACGGGUGAUUCGGCUGGUGGAAAUCUUGCAACAGGCACCACACUGAUGAUCAUCCAAGCGAACCUAUCAGCAACAUCGUCAUCUCGUGGCUUCUUACCAUCUCCUGCUGGACUGGUGCUCCUCUAUCCCGCCCUCGAUAUGAACAUUGGCUCAUGGAUGACUGAUGACCAAAUGGCCUUGAUUAGAGCUCCCGGCACAGCCAAGAAACAUUCCAACUUUGUCAAACGUAAAUCCGAGGACAUCGACAGACGAUAUACUCCUAGCACACCGCGACCCGCCGACGACGAUCCGGACUUUGACUUUUUUGCAACACCCCGUCCUAAGCGUCAAUCCACCGAUGUCGAAGCUCAAAAGACCGCAGUGGCCGAGUCGAAGCCGCAGCCUCUGCGGACGCGUCUGGCAGUGUCAUCCAUCAUCAGUUACUUUGGCGACCGCAUCAUAACACCCGAGAUGAUGCGUGCCAUGAUCAUCCUUUAUGUUGGACCGUACAAUCGCCCGGAUUUCACCACCGACCACUUGCUUUGCCCAGCCGUGGCACCAGAGCAGCUGCUCCAGAAGUUUCCCAAAACCUACUUUCUCACAGGCGAGCGAGACCCGCUGGUGGACGACACGGUCAUCUUCGCGGGUCGUUUGAGACACGCAAAGCAUGCGCUGUUCCGAGAACGACAGGAGAUGGGACUGGAAAAGUCACAAGCGGAGUUCCACGAGCGGGAUCACGUGGAAGUGGUGCUGGUACCGGGCAUUUCACACGGCUUCAUCCAGUUCGUCAGCGUGUUCCCCGAGGGCUGGAAGCAUAUAUUUAGAUGUGCGAGCUGGAUCCAAGACAUUUUUGCGAAGCCGCCGCACGCCUUGGAAGGCCCAAUGUUGGAACGUCGAGCUCGGGAGGGGAGCCUCGGCACCAUGGCGGACCCGAGCGUGCUUAGUCUCGCAACUACGGUCAACGGCAAUGCAGAGCGCGGGCCGAAGAGACACAAGCGUACGCUGACAGGUGGGAGCACUGAAGAUGAGGACGCGCCAUUGGCGAUGAGCAGCAUCCGACCUACCGGAGCGAGUCCGUCAAAGGCGAAUGGGCACGCCACAACCUCGAGAGGAGAAGACAGCGGCAGCAGAAGCCCGGAGCUUGGUAGGGGGCGGGGUGGUAUGUCGAGGACCAAGAGCUUGAUCAGUCUGGGAAGCGAAGAGGACCUGUUGAAACGGCGGAUGAAGGGCUUGACAAUGGGAUUAGCGGGAGUUAGCGAGGGAUGA
Messenger RNA from Cyphellophora europaea CBS 101466, 1803 nucleotides. RefSeq lists its product as uncharacterized. Gene Ontology annotation, molecular function: triacylglycerol lipase activity; sterol ester esterase activity. Bases 1 to 1803 code for a protein of 600 amino acids. The transcript has a single exon. Gene Ontology annotation, biological process: triglyceride catabolic process. Lineage: Eukaryota; Fungi; Ascomycota; Eurotiomycetes; Chaetothyriales; Cyphellophoraceae. Gene Ontology annotation, cellular component: cytosol. The record is from RefSeq and is a predicted model, not a curated record.